Messenger RNA from Antechinus flavipes (yellow-footed antechinus), 1111 nucleotides. It is a transcript of the gene NABP2, whose product is annotated as nucleic acid binding protein 2. Gene Ontology annotation, biological process: response to ionizing radiation; double-strand break repair via homologous recombination; mitotic cell cycle checkpoint signaling. The transcript is spliced from 7 exons. Bases 160 to 795 code for a protein of 211 amino acids. NCBI's taxonomy places the organism in Eukaryota, Metazoa, Chordata, Mammalia, Dasyuromorphia, Dasyuridae. The record is from RefSeq and is a predicted model, not a curated record. Gene Ontology annotation, molecular function: DNA binding. Gene Ontology annotation, cellular component: SOSS complex.
GGCCCUCACCCGCCGGACCCGGGAUACUUCCUGGAAUGUCCAAGACUCUACGUUCCAUUGGGCUGCAUCCGGCCGAGGCCAGGACCCUGGCUCCCCCUGGGGGUGGCUAAGCGGCGUGCACCAUCCUCCCCGCUGGCAGGGAGUGGAGGCCUGGACAGCAUGACGACGGAGACUUUUGUGAAAGAUAUCAAGCCAGGACUUAAGAAUCUGAAUCUCAUCUUCAUUGUGCUAGAGACAGGCCGAGUUACCAAGACAAAAGAUGGACAUGAGGUGAGGACCUGCAAAGUUGCAGACAAAACAGGUAGCAUCAAUAUAUCUGUUUGGGAUGAUGUUGGCAACCUGAUCCAGCCUGGAGACAUUAUUCGACUCACCAAGGGGUACGCUUCAGUAUUUAAAGGCUGUCUGACGCUCUACACUGGCCGUGGGGGUGAUCUGCAAAAGAUUGGAGAAUUCUGUAUGGUUUAUUCUGAGGUCCCCAACUUCAGUGAACCAAACCCUGAGUACAGUGCCCAGCAACAACCCAGCAAAACGGUACAGAAUGACAGCAGCUCUGCCACUGCCCAGUCUCCAGCUGGCCCUCCUGCUGGGCCUCCAGCCUCAGAGAAUCAGAAUGGGAACGGUCUAACCACCCCCUCUGGGCCAGGCAGUGGCUCCCACGCACCCCACGCACCUCCUCAUCCUAUCAGCACCCGAAUUACUCGAAGCCAGCCUAGCCACGCAUCUUCGGGGCCUCCGGGCCCCUCCUCCAACCCCGUCAGCAACGGCAAAGAGACCCGGAGGAGCAGCAAGAGAUAGCAGCACACCCUUCUCCCUCACAAAGACAACUCUCUUCUGUGUCUCCCCACUAGGAACAAAGACUGCCCAUUGGGAGCUAGCUCUGUGUGUAUGGAAUGGGGGGGUGUAUUUUAGCCUCAAACUCUCUGAGAUGAUGUAGAGGGGGGUAGUCAUCUCAUUUCUUAAGCCAGCCUCCCCUGCUCAAGUGAGAGUACUCUGUCUCCUGCCCCUUCAUUCUGGGCACUCCAAACUUCGCCAUUUUUAGAAGCCAAACUUGGGGUGAGUAUGUUAAAUGUGUGUGAUAUGGGAGACUUCCCUAAUAAAUACUUACACCCAG